GCCAAAACUUUGCCAAAAGUGCGCACAGCUCGAGCGGAGCACAGCGGUGCGCGGGCUGCUCCGGACAGACCGAGCGCGCGCUCCCACGCGAUUCUGCGCUGCCCAAGACCAAGCACGCGACACAUACGCUGCCCCAAUGCGCCGCCUCCUCCCCUGGCUCGCUUUGACAUGCGCGCAAGACGCGAAGCCCUACUACGAGGUCGUCUUCGCCGUGUUAACAGUACCAAAUCAUAGACCACAUAGAGACGCUAUCAGAAAUGGCUACGGGCAGCCGGGCGGCUUCCGGACGAAGCUUUGGUUCGUGGUGUCAGAAAGGGACCCGGGGUAUGAAGGAGCCGCCUUCGUCGAGGAGCGGUCGAAGCGAGACGACUUACUGGUGUGCGACACGGAACCCGGGUUCGACCAUAUUAUCGGCAAGGUCUCUUGUGCCAUCCGGAAGGCCGUUCAGUUGUACGACUUCGACUUCUUCUUCAAGACGGACGACGACGCUACUCUAUGUAUUGCGCAGCUCGUCAAGGACCUGCGGGCGGCUCCAAAAGGUGCGAGUGUCUAUGCGGGGCGCCGCGUCAAGGCCGGACGAGCUUUAGAGGCGGGCAAGCCGCUCGAGGUCAAUCUUGGUUUAACAUCAGACCCGCCGCACUUCGGGGGCCACGGCUACGGCGUCUCGUAUGAUGUCGCGAGGUUCGUGGCCCGGCCGCCGGCGCCCUUGUACCACCACCUGCACGAGGACACGUGCUUCGGGAACUGGGUCGUCGGCUUCGACGUGAAACGUCUCAAUUUGAGAGCGAUGACGGACCACUACUACCCGAACCAGAAGAAUCUCGCGGGCGUCUCGCGUCCGUGUGGAAAUCGCGCCAUCGUGCAGACGCACUUACGGAGACGACGUCGCGUCGAUGGCGUUAGAACCUCCAAGCCAUCGUGCAGACGCAUUUCCACACGCAGGUCUCGGCCGAGCGGAAACGGGCGUGCGCCCGGAUCAUGGCCCAGCGCUACGCCAACGGCUCGGCCUGGGACCUCUACGGGUCGGGCUGCGGCUUCAAGCAGCUCCCUCGCAGUGUGCCCGUGGAGAAGUGCGUGCGCGUCGCGUCGGCUGCCGCGGCCGCGGCGCCGCGCGCGCGCCCCGCGCUUGCGUCAGUGCCCGCAUUGCCCAGCCAGGGUCUCGCCGUCGUGAUGACAAAGGGGGCCUGCGCCGUGGAUGUGCCCUGCGUGGCCGGACCGGACCUGCGCGCUGGAUUGAGACGGACGUCCGCGAAGCACGUGGUCGUCGUCUUUGGUGGAAACGUAGCUCCAUGUCUCUCAUCUCUCCGAAAGGAACUUGAAAUGAGGAGCGGCCCGCUCUACGCCGGCGCGGCUCCGUCGCGGAACGUCCCGCUGCCCGCGAGCCUCGAGGAACGGACAAAAUUAGGCGUCGCGCCCGAGCACUUUGAUGGAGUGGCGGUCCUCUCGGCGGAGCUCGCUUCGUAUGUCGCGUCCCAGGCAACGCCGCCUUUGCUUGCCGGUGACGGGCCCGCGGCUUUGGGUGUGUGGCUGGCGCCGUUCGAUGUUGAUCGGCGGCCGCUUGCUGCGUUGAGGGGGUGCGUGUAAUUGUGUUUUUGUGUGUAUCCGUCCGAUUAAAACGGGUGCCAUCGGCAGGCCCAGCCUGGCUCGGCGCGCUUGGUCUACGUAGUCCGCACGCCUAGCUCUCGCCUAUCACCAUCAUCAU
Molecule: messenger RNA, 1702 nt
Organism: Pelagomonas calceolata
Lineage: Eukaryota; Pelagophyceae; Pelagomonadales; Pelagomonadaceae
Source: the annotation of a GenBank genome assembly